UAUAUAAUAUAUGAUUGAACUGUUUCAAAAGCACGCGACAAGUUCCAUGGGAUAAUUGUGGGGGAAGUGGUUAUACAUUUACUUAAAUUUUUUUUACCGGAAAACAAUUUUAAGCUUUUUAUUUUUGCAUGCAACUGAAAGGGUAAUUAACCCCACAACUCUUCCCAAUUUUAUUUAUCUCUUCUGGUAAUUUUUUGUUGAAAAACUUUGGAACAAUCGGUACUCAUUGUGGCAAAUGGAAUUCGCUUGAAGUCGGCACACAAAAAAAAAAAAACACUUGUCUGGAAUUUUUUCGAGAAAUUAAUAACAAAGAUCGGGUUACCCGACUUAUCCAGAAGUGGUCUAAUGGCUUUUUUUUUAGCGGCUGCGUGGGAAUACGGCUAUAUGUCUAUUUUUUACCUGUCUAACAUAGUCUGGCCCGAUGAGUCAGGUAGAUAUAUUUAUGAUUAUCUUGAUCUAUAGCUCUCGAUUACGGAAUAUAGAGAUAAGCCUGCCACUGAUGGCUUCCAAAUACCAGAGAGAUAUAUAAAAUAUAUAUACGAUUUUGAUACGAUGCACGGCAGUAACAAUUGUUAGUGACGUUGCUAAAAAUCGCUCGUAUUUUUUUGUGUUCAGCCGUAACAAUACGAAGCGUUAUCGCGAAACAGUAAAUUUCGGUUGACGGUUUUCGGUACUCGGUUAACCAUUUUCGGUUAUAACGGUUCCCGGGCUCUCGGCCAUAUUGAUGGGUCAGUUAGUUAGUCCGCGGAUCGUGCGACGAGUGCAUCUCCAUAAUGUCAUCUGCCCGGAGUCUCAUCAUUGCCACUGGCUUCCUGCUUGUGGCUCUUAUUCUGCCGCCAGUUCGCCCCAAUCCCUUUGCGCCCCGAGCCGAGGUGGCCACCGAAUUCAUUAUCCUCCACAACAAUGACAUGCACGCCCGGUUCGAGCAGACCAACGUGAACAGCGGCACCUGCUCCGAGGAGGAUGCCAACACGAAUCAGUGCUAUGGAGGCUUUGCCAGAGUGGCCUACGAGGUUCGGAAGUAUCGCAAGGAAGCCCAGGAGGGCGGCACUCCAGUCUUUUAUCUAAACGCUGGAGAUACUUACACUGGAACUGCGUGGUUCACCAUUUUCAAGGACAAGAUCGCCAGUGCCUUCCUCAAUAUGUUGUCUCCUGACGCCAUUUCCCUGGGCAACCAUGAAUUCGAUGAGAAUGUUGCUGGUCUGGUGCCCUUCCUUAACAAUGUCUCCUUCCCCGUUCUGGCCUGCAACCUGAACCUGACCAAGGAACCCGAACUAUUGGCUGCCAAGCAGUUGGUCAACUCCACAGUUCUGGAGACCAAUGGGGUUAAGAUUGGUGUGAUUGGUUACCUGACCCCGGACACCAAAACCUUGGCAGAAAAGAACAAUGUGGAGUACAACGAAGAGAUUGUUUCCAUCAACGCUGAAGCUGAAAAACUAAAGGCCCAGGGCAUUAAUAUCAUCAUUGCUUUGGGUCACUCUGGCUACCAGAAGGACCAGGAAAUCGCCAAGAACUGCCCAGAGGUGGACAUCGUGAUUGGUGGACAUUCGCAUACUUUCCUGGAUGCCAGUCAGCCCGUGGCCGAUCCCACAGAUACCAAUCCCGAGGCGGUGCGAGGUCCCUAUCCUACCACAGUGGUUCAGGACAGUGGCAAGAAGGUGCCGGUGGUUCAGGCCUAUGCUUACACCAAGUACCUUGGCAAGAUUCAUGUGCAGUUUGAUGCCGCUGGAAAUCUCAUCGAGUUCGAUGGCGCUCCGAUCCUUCUGAAUGCUUCCGUGGCUCAGGACCAGGAACUGCUGAACCUUUUGGAGGAAUACCGUCCUGGCGUGGAGGAGCUGGAGAAAACCGUUUAUGGCUAUACCAAGGUGUUUCUAGAGGGCGGAAACAUCUGCCGGAUGAGGGAGUGCAAUCUCGGUAAUCUGAUCACCGAUGCCAUGAUCUUUUCUCGAGUCCUGGAGAACAAGGGAGGCGAGUUCUGGACGGAUGCUUCUAUUGCCUUGAUGCAGGGAGGAGGUAUUCGAGCAUCCAUCGAAAAGGAAAGUGAGGGAGCCAUCACUGGCAGCGCUCUGCUUACCGUUCUUCCCUUCGACAACGAUUUGUUUGUAACCAGGAUUAGUGGAUCGACCCUUCUGGCCGUUUUGGAGCACUCGGCUGUUGUCAGGGAGCAGGACUCCAAUGGCGGAUUCCUGCAGAUGUCUGGCCUUAAAAUCAUAUACAACUUCAACAAUGCCGUAGGACAGCGAGUGGUCUCUGCCCAGGCACUCUGUGCUGAGUGCGCCGUUCCCUCCUACAAGAACGUCAAUGAGACUGCCCUCUACAAUAUCAUCAUACCCUCUUUCCUGCUGGAAGGAGGCGAUGGCUUCAACUUCACCGAAGAGUCAGAUGCCUUCACCGAACGCCUGCUGCGUAAUGAUCUCAAUUCCACCAUGGAGUAUUUGAAACAGCGGCACUAUGUCUAUCCGGAGAUUGAGGAGCGAAUUGUGAUCAGGGAAAGGGUCGAUACGGGUUCGGCUUCCGGAAUCGUGGCUUCCGUAACCCUGCUCCUGCUGUCCUCCCUGCUGACCAGAUUCUUCUAGACAUCAGAAUUUGAGAUUUGUUCAUUAGAUUAUAGAAAAUUGUAGACGGAGCUGUGUUCCUCCUUUAAUGCAAUCAGGUCAGCUGCUUUUUAUUGGCAAAGUCUGGUUGCUUAUUAGUUUUGCCUUAAAUUACUUAUUAAUGGGAUUAGCCAAUGCACGAAACGAUGUAAACCAUAUGGCAAAUAAAUGUUGUUUUUUAAACCUAA
Messenger RNA from Drosophila ananassae, 2782 nucleotides. It is a transcript of the gene veil, whose product is annotated as protein 5NUC. The record is from RefSeq and is a predicted model, not a curated record. The transcript has 6 exons. Gene Ontology annotation, biological process: AMP catabolic process. Lineage: Eukaryota; Metazoa; Arthropoda; Insecta; Diptera; Drosophilidae. Gene Ontology annotation, molecular function: nucleotide binding; 5'-nucleotidase activity; metal ion binding. Gene Ontology annotation, cellular component: plasma membrane. Bases 774 to 2576 code for a protein of 600 amino acids.